Molecule: messenger RNA, 2049 nt
Organism: Neoarius graeffei (lesser salmon catfish)
Lineage: Eukaryota; Metazoa; Chordata; Actinopteri; Siluriformes; Ariidae
Gene: znf541
Product: zinc finger protein 541
Exons: 9
Coding region: 229-1308 (359 amino acids)
Biological process (GO): negative regulation of DNA-templated transcription; regulation of transcription by RNA polymerase II
Cellular component (GO): transcription regulator complex; histone deacetylase complex
Molecular function (GO): transcription corepressor activity
Source: RefSeq, a predicted model, not a curated record
GAAACAUCAUGCUCUAAAUCAAACAUUGUUAGAUCAUCAACACACCAGAUAGAACCCAUCAUUCCUCCUCUACCUCCCACACCCAAGUCCAAGACCAAGAAGAAGAGAGUACAGAAGAUCUUGAAGGCUUCCAAUAUUCCUACCCCUCCUCUACCUUCUCCCAGACCCACUACUCAAAGGCGGUCCAGACCCCACCCUGCUUACCUUGUUUCCCCCAGCCAGGUAGCCAUGGCAUCCUUUAGUAAAGAGCGCACCCUCUCUGACACACUCAAGGGUGGGAGAGUGGACAUGGCUGGUGAUUACCAGGCAGACCAGGAAGUCCAACUUUCCCCACUAGUCAUCCCAGUUUCUGUCCCUGUCUCAGGCAAAGAAGCCCCGUUCAACAAAGCCUCUGGACAUACAAUCUCCCUGCAGAUCGAGAAGCAGCAGAAUGUCAAAUGUCUGUCCAAGAAGUCUCGUCAUCCCGGUCGUCUUUGGAGCUUGAGCACACCCAGCCUGGCGGCAAGAGGUUACCCGAGUCAGCUGCGUUCACCCACCUACCUCACCGACCAUCUGCUGAAUUUUGAUCCACCUCCCUACACUCCCCCUCCGAUGCUAAGUCCGUUACGCCCAGGAACAGGGCUCUAUUUCAACACCCUACCCCAGUACCAGCCUUGUCUUCCCCCACCUAGCAUCUGUUCCGCUUCCCUGGAUGGUAAAGACGGGAUCGCUUUAAAAUUGGAUAAUACAGUCGUCAACAUAGAACCAAAGAUCAAUGUGGGUUCACGGUUCCAGGCUGAGAUCCCUCCACUGCGCAAUCCUUUGCUUAUUCUGUACGAUGAGCACCCUGCUCAGCUCGUCUGGGCUCCAUGGGGAGAUCUGCCUACUAAUCCUGAGACACAACAGAAGGUUACAGAAUUCCUAGACAUGUGCUGUUCCAGUGUGCUACCAGGAGGGGGCACAAACACUGAACUUGCACUUCACUGCCUGCAUGAAGUCCAAGGAGACAUUCUAGCUGCACUGGAUUUGCUCUUAGUGAGAGGAGAUUAUCGGACUUCCUGCCACCCACUAAGUGACUAUCACUACACAGGAUCUGACCACUGGACUACUCAGGAGAUGAGACGCUUCCAGAAAGCUCUGAAAAAUCAGACCAAGGAUUUUCAGUUGAUUCGUAAAGCGUUGCAGACCAAGUCAGUGGCCCAGUGUGUGGAGUAUUAUUACACCAUGAAGAAGUUCAAACGGCGGUGUAGAGGAAGAGAAAACACUGAUGGAGCUGGAAGGAAUCCUGUCGGUUUAAAUAUGACUAUACAUAAAAAGCCUAUUUGUUAACAUAUGUACUGUAUACAUGAAUGUAGUCUAGUCUAAUUGUAGCAUUAUGAGAUAAUUAUUGCUCUUGCUGGAGCUUACUGUAAAUCAACACUUUAAAACAUUGGGUUUUAGGAGUCUCGCAGUGCCACAAACGAGCAGUAUGAUGAUAAAACCGAAGCCAGGAAAUCUUUAAACACACCAAAGAGAAUGCUCAUCUGCAAUUCUGCCAAAAACGGCGAACAUACCUGUGAGGAGUGUGGCAGAUCAGGAAAUGCAGAAAACUCUGCUGUACGUUUUUCAAUCUAGUACACGUUUUCUUUUGGUGUCAUGAGGUUAAUUAUAUAUACGCACACACACACACAACCAUAGAACAUGGAAAUCAUUUUUCAGGUGAUUAUGAGGUCACAGUGCACGUAUGAAAAGCCAUCAGCAGCAGCAGAGAGAUUUUUUUAAUCAUCAGGAGGUAAGGUUAAGGAGCAAACAAGUUAAAGGUCAGUUGGAGUCUUACCAACGUUACCAAAGAUCUGUCCCCAAAUCAGAACAGGGCUUCAGUUUGAACUCAAGCCGUGAUCCCAAAGUUAAAUACAAAUAUGUUCCAGUGUAAUAUCUGCGUAAUGAACGAUAUUUUGAAAAGCCAUGUUAUAAACAACGUGAAUUGUUAAAAGGACCUGUUUUUGUUCAAAUGUCCAAGUUUAAGUCAUAAAUCAAGAGGAAAAUACUUGCUGUUCAAUACCAAGUUCUUUAUACUUUUGGUACAGUAGU